Messenger RNA from Castor canadensis (American beaver), 905 nucleotides. NCBI's taxonomy places the organism in Eukaryota, Metazoa, Chordata, Mammalia, Rodentia, Castoridae. The record is from RefSeq and is a predicted model, not a curated record.
GUGUGGGAGUCACUUCGGGGCUCUCUGCCAACUCCCCCAGCACUUCUGGUAGCAGCACCCUGUCACCUUUCCAGCAUGCCCAUAAAGAGCUCUCUGGCCAAGGACACCUGGCCACCGCCCUGAUCAUUGCCAUGUCCACUAUCUUCAUCAUGGCCAUUGCCAUCGUCCUCAUCAUUAUGUUCUACAUCAUGAAGACGAAGCCUUCUGCCCCAGCCUGCUGCACUAGCCCCCCUGGAAAGAGUGUGGAAGCACCUGUGAGCAAGGACGAGGAGAAGAAGGAGGCCCCAGACAGUGUGGUGAUUUUCUCUGAGAAGGAUGAAUUUGAGAAGCUGACAGCAACACCAGCAAAGACUACCAAGAGUGAGAAUGAUGCUUCCUCAGAGAACGAGCAGCUGCUGAGUCGCAGUGUGGACAGUGACGAGGAGCCAGCCCCCGACAAGCAGGGAUCCCCAGAGCUGUGCCUGCUGUCACUGGUUCACCUGGCCAGGGAGAAGUCUGCCACCAGCAACAAGUCAGCUGGGAUCCAGAGCCGAAGGAAAAAGAUAUUGGAUGUUUAUGCCAACGUGUGUGGUGUUGUCGAAGGACUCAGUCCCACAGAGCUACCAUUUGAUUGCCUGGAGAAAACAAGCCGAAUGCUCAGUUCCACAUACAACUCUGAGAAGGCUAUUGUGAAAACAUGGCGCCACCUUGCAGAGAGCUUUGGGCUGAAGAGGGAUGAGAUUGGGGGCAUGACAGAUGGCAUGCAGCUGUUUGACCGCAUCAGCACAGCAGGCUACAGCAUUCCAGAGCUGCUCACAAAGCUGGUGCAGAUCGAGCGGCUGGAUGCUGUGGAGUCAUUGUGUGCAGACAUACUGGAGUGGGCAGGGGUUGUACCACCUGCCUCCCCAGCCCCUGCUGCAUCCUGA